AUGUCAAUCGCAAUUCGAGCAGAUGAGCCAAUCGCCGUCGAAGAAGAAGUGAACAAUAUAAAUCGCGACGAUCCGAUUGUUGUUGAUAACAUGCCACACAUACAAACCAAAUCGAAGCCUUCACAGGUGUAUUAUCUCUGGCCUUGCUACGGCCUCUACGCCAUGGCAGUCGGCAUGACAUUUGCGCCGAAUCUGGAAGUGCGGUCCAAGAUAAUCUGCGAAGGCUACAACACUCCCAACUGCCAAGAAGUCCCCUCAUUCAAAAACGAUGUCGCAGAUCUCACGAUAAAACUUUCACUAAUCACCGGCAUUUUGGCCUGUUUAACGACACCUUACUGGUCAAGUCUCAGCGACAAAAUCGGCAGACUACCUGUAAUCACGCUCACUAGCGCCGGAUACUUCAUAUGUAACGCCAUUAACGCGUAUGUCUCAACAAGGCUCAACCCGAGUGAGAUGUAUUUGCUCUACGUGAGUGCAGCAUUUGAUGGCAUCUCUGGUAGUCAAAGCACAGUAAUGGCUAUCAGCCAUGCUUAUGCUAGUGAUUGCACGGACAAUGGCAGUAGAGCUCACGUUUUCUCUCAACUGAUGGGUGUGUUAUUUCUAGGCGUCGCUGCUGGUCCUGCUCUUGCCACUUUCGUUACUAGGUACACGCGCAGUUUCGAACAUGCAUUCAUUGCUGCAGCUGUUGCAUCGAUUUUGAUGCUGGUCAUUUCACUCAUUAUUCCUGAAUCUUUGCCUAAACAGAAAAAAGAGCAUAUUCAUUCACAGCAAUCUACACACUCCAUGCACUCGUUGUUUAGAACACCCUCCGUCCUCGACAACUUCAAGAAACCAUUCUCGAUCCUCGCUCCACGUACAGAUCCAGACGAUAAAUCAAUCAAUGUCAACCUCCUAGCACUCAGUGUUGCAUACUUCCCCAUAGUACUUGCUAUAGGUGCUGUGCAGAUCAAGUUUCUCUACACCAAAUUCAGAUUCGACUGGGACGUUAGCCAGUUGGGUACUUUUAUAGCGUACAUUGGCACAGUUAGGGCUUUAGCACUACUAGUAGUAAUUCCAACAACCAUCAAAACCUUAAGACGCUACCUCAAACCAGCAGUUGAGUUGCCGACUACAACGAUUUACGAAGACGAAGAUGAAGAUACCAUUAACGAGGACUUGCUAGCCAAGUACACAGAUCAAGGUGAAAUCAAAUUCGAUUUGGUCUUGUUGAGAGUAUGUUUGAUCGCAGAUUCAUUGGCGUAUGUCGGUUUGGCGUUGAGUGGAAACAUUUUCACUUUCGCUGCAUUUUCAGCAGUCUCAGCUCUCGGCGGUGGUGCUAAUCCAGCUGCCAUCUCUAGCUUAGCGCUAUUACUGUCACCGAACAAAUCAGAAUCCAGUGGCGCUGUCCUCGGUGCCUUUUCCAGCGUUCAAUCUGCAGGUGCUCAAAUUAUAGGACCUGCUCUAUACGGACUGAUUUACUCACAUUCCCCCAAUUCACUAUUUCUAGUAGUUAUUGGAUCAACAUUUUUCAUCUCUUUGGCAGCAACUUUCUUUGUCAAGUAUUGUUAG
This is a messenger RNA of Wallemia ichthyophaga EXF-994, 1548 nucleotides long. RefSeq lists its product as uncharacterized. The coding region runs from base 1 to 1548 and encodes 515 amino acids. The record is from RefSeq and is a predicted model, not a curated record. Lineage: Eukaryota; Fungi; Basidiomycota; Wallemiomycetes; Wallemiales; Wallemiaceae. Gene Ontology annotation, biological process: transmembrane transport. Gene Ontology annotation, molecular function: transmembrane transporter activity. Gene Ontology annotation, cellular component: membrane. The transcript is spliced from 2 exons.